Molecule: messenger RNA, 642 nt
Organism: Neurospora tetraspora
Lineage: Eukaryota; Fungi; Ascomycota; Sordariomycetes; Sordariales; Sordariaceae
Exons: 3
Coding region: 1-642 (213 amino acids)
Source: RefSeq, a predicted model, not a curated record
AUGGUCAACUUCGCCACUCUUUCCCUCCUUGCCCUCGGCCUCGUCAGCUCACAAGCCCUCGCCGCUCCCGCCACCGUGACUGCUACCAGGUCCAAAUCCGCAGUCGCAGAACGCUUGUCCUUCACUGAAUGGGUGGACACCAUCAUCGCCAACCCCGACACCGCCUUGUCCCCUCAGGAGGCAUGGCAAGCCUACCUUGAUUCGGUCAACAGCACCACAACCAAUGCCCCUUCUUUGGGAGCAGUUGAACCUGUGCACGAGAAGCGGAGGGAUUCCCAGGUAGACUGCACGAAUUGGGGCGGCAGUAACCAGGCAAAGGCCGUCGACGCUGUCGUUUGCAUCAACUACAUGGCCGCAGCCGGCCAAGUCCCCUGCAUAGCUCAUAAGAAAACUAGCACUAACGGGAGUGGCAUUUCAACCUUGGUUUAUUGCUUGUUUGGGUCUGCGAUGUUGGGGCCCUAUGGUUAUGGGUAUACGGAUCCGACAAAGUGGGGGACUUGCCAGAGCAUUGCCCAAACUGCGGGCGCCAUUAUGGACACUUGUACUCAACCGAACGGGAUGGUGACGGGUGCUAGGGGUUAUGACCUGACGGGUACUAAAGCCGGUGUAUCAAUCUCCCGCUACUCGGGAGAUCUUGCCUAA